AUGAAGACAUCAAAUGUUUGUGUUCUCGUAAUAUCGGCGUUAGUGGUCCAGGAAAGUAUUUUGAACUUCUACUCUAUGGUUUCUUCUGAGGAGGUUACUGAGCUCGAUAAAAUGGCAGUCACUUUGUUCCAUUCUCUAGUUGAUAUUUUUGAAAUACCAUAUAGAAAAAUUGAAAACAUUGUAAAUCCAACAGAAGCUGGUUUAAAAAAAGAACCAUUUUUAGAGGAUCUUACAAUGAAACUUAAACGGAAGAAGGAAGAAAUUGAAAAGACUUACAUGGAAUCGCUUACACCGGAAAUUAGAGAAUUGGAGAAGAAAAGAUUAAGCGAAUAUGUCAAUACUUCGCAAAAAAUAGUUAAAUCAAUUCAAGAUUCUAAUAAAAUGGCCCGGAGUAUGAUUAAUGCAUACUUCACCAACCUACCAAAAAAUGUCCAGAGCAAAUUAAUUGGGUUGGGGCAAGACCUAAAUAAUAUUUUACACAAAUUAAAGGAAUUGUCCAAAAAUGGUUCUUCAGAAGCAAAAAAUAAAUAA
Molecule: messenger RNA, 531 nt
Organism: Macrosiphum euphorbiae (potato aphid)
Lineage: Eukaryota; Metazoa; Arthropoda; Insecta; Hemiptera; Aphididae
Source: the annotation of a GenBank genome assembly